Messenger RNA from Spodoptera exigua (beet armyworm), 2464 nucleotides. The record is from the annotation of a GenBank genome assembly. Lineage: Eukaryota; Metazoa; Arthropoda; Insecta; Lepidoptera; Noctuidae.
CCCGGCGCAAUGCGCAACACUAGUUUCAAAUUCUAUAUUUGAUUUUUACUUUUUCUUUUUAUGUUUCGAAUAUUUUUAAAUUUUAAAAUGUUUUAUUGCGGUGUUCGUUAAGUUUUUAAUUAUGUAUUAUACGAAUUAUUUGAAUAGGCGGCCGAGUAAGAUGAACGAGUAUGGGUUGAAAAGGAUUCCUGAUUACACUGAGUUGGCUUACAAAGAGGCGGUGUCGAAGCUACGAUACUUUUUGUCUGGGAAUUACGCGCCAAGUGUGCGCAGUUACGGAGGCUCAGCUUCGGUGAAGAAUCUGGACGAGUCCGACGGCGACUUGGACAAGAAAUACACGAGUUCCUACACCCUCGCCGAGUACAAGCCGCGGCCACGCCUCACCGCUAAAUACGCCACUUUGUACGCCGAUAGCCUCAACAAUUACUCGUCGCCUCAUGCUAAUACUACUUCCGUACCCCCCACUACUGCAUCCGCCGGUGACGUCACAGGUGGCACCAACCCUGACGUCAUAAACUUCAUACAGAAGCAGGAGGAGUAUAUAGAACAGCUCGAAAGAGAGAGCCAGUACUGCAGGGAUGAGCUGAACAACCUGUUAGGUAAGGUGAAAGAGGUGAUCUCAGAGAACGAGCAUCUACACGAAGCACAGAAGAACAAGCUCAUCUCUCGGAUGUUCCAUUCUUAUAAUGGAUCUGAAAGUGACGACCUGGACGAAUUGGGUGACAGCACGGGACUGGAGAGUGAUAAUAAGACUACUCCACUGAAAGCUCGGAGGUCUGCAAAGGCGCGUUCCACCAGAUUGGAAGGACCCAAUAUUGUCUUCGAGUCUCGCAUCGCCGAACUGGAAGCACAACUUACACAAGCUAAAAUCGAUCUUAAGAAAGUUCAGGAAGAAAACAACGAGAACAAACGCAAGUUAGCCUCUGGGCUCGUUGACUCAACUUGCCUCGAUGGCUUCAAGCGCCAGAUUGAUAACCUCCAGAGGGACAAGUCUUCGCUGGAAUCCCAGAUCUCGAAGCUCAAGUUAAGCUUGGAGCAGCGGGACGAUGACGGCCGGUACAAGCGAGGGUCGGAUGCGGUGGAACAUCAACUCAGAGAGGAACGCAAUAACUUGGAGUCUGAGUUGAGGCGGCUUAAGGACGAGCUGUCGAAGGAGCGCAGCAAGGUCCGCGAGCUGGCGGGGGAGGGCGCGCGGCGCGUGCUGGCCGAGCGCAGCGCCGCCGAGCAGCGGUACAACGCGCACUUCGACGACCUGCAGCACGACCUCGCCGCGCAGUACGACAACGUCGCCAAGCUACAGUUGGAUUUGGAGCGCCAACGUCGCGAAGAGAACGAGCUGAAGCGAGAGCUGUCCAUGAAGAACUCGGCCAUCGAUGAGCUUAAGAUGGAGCUGAAGAACAAAAUAUCAUCUCUUCAAGCUGAUCUGGCUCAAGCUCAUGCUGAGAAGGCUUCUCUGGAAGAAGAACUGGCGAGUGCUCGCCUGGCGAUCGAAAGACAACAACGUCAAGCUAAACAUGAGACCAAUCGACUCAACUCUGAAAUCCAGUCGCUACGUCAACGCCUGGAUAGAGCUGAUGCCGACUUGGUGCAUUCCCGUCGCGAGAACCUGCGUCUGUCUGAACAAAUUUCUAACCUGGAAAAAGAGCAAACAAUGAAGAACUUGACACCGAUAUCGCCGGAGAAGAACAAGAAGGAGAAGGAACUGUCGACGAUGCUGGAGACGAUGGAGAACAAACACGGCAGUGCGCAGUGUCGCGGCCGUUCAGACGAACCAAUCAGAACACAGCGCGACCGAUCGAGCUCGCGAGACCGAGAGACUCGCCGUUCCAAGCGCCGCUCCGCAAAAGAGUCCGUUUCGUCGAAUAACUACGCGCCAAUUGUCGUUGGCCCGUUAACGACCAAUCAGGAUCUCACAAACAUCAAAGGAGAGAAGAUAUACAACUUGCCACUUAUGAUACAACAGCCCUUUUUACGGGAGAAAAAGGAGCCGAUUAAAGUUGACAUAAGCGUGAAGUUGGUUCCAAAGCCUAGAAAGAAAGAGAAGAAGAGGAGAGGAGCACACGUUGAAGAAAUUGUAGUGCAGCAAGCUGAUGAUAAUAGAGGCAUAAAGAAUAGCUUUAGCAUGGAAGUCUCUGAUGGGGAUAUACAAGUUCUAAACGAGACCGUAGAGAUCAUUGAAGAUAACGCUAAAGCUUCUGAAGAAGUAGAUGGGAAGAACAGUCAUAGCGUAGAAGAAAAUGCCCAAGUACAAGAACAUAACGACAUAAAGGCAGAGGAAACAAUACCGACCGAGGUUAAUAAUGUUGAGGUGGCAGAAAUUCUACAAGAUACAGAUAAUGAACCACAGGAAAAUAAAGAAAAUCAAGAUGAGAUAACAGAGAAUGUAAACACAGAAAGUGAACUGGAGAAAGAGUCAGAUGCUAUACAAGAAAAAGAUGAACAGAAAGAUGAGGAUGCUGCCUAA